Molecule: messenger RNA, 3243 nt
Organism: Carlito syrichta (Philippine tarsier)
Lineage: Eukaryota; Metazoa; Chordata; Mammalia; Primates; Tarsiidae
Gene: PLCD4
Product: phospholipase C delta 4
Exons: 16
Coding region: 340-2643 (767 amino acids)
Biological process (GO): lipid metabolic process; intracellular signal transduction
Molecular function (GO): phosphatidylinositol-4,5-bisphosphate phospholipase C activity; calcium ion binding
Source: RefSeq, a predicted model, not a curated record
CUUUUCUCCCCUCCCACCCCCACUACUCCCUCACGUUGGACCAGUGUCCUGGGCCUUUAAGAGUUGGAUGGGCUGGACUGAGAAGAGAGCCCACACCUCUCCCCACCCUACUCCUUCUCUCCGGCUAUAACUCUGCCAGUCACAGCAGCAAGCGGCAGUAGCAGAGGGAAGGAGGAAAGCGAGAGCAAAAAGGAGCCAAGGAGAAAAGGAGCCAGGCUGAGCUUCCUCAUCCCACAGUGGAAGGCAUCGCAGAGCUCGGGAGGCAUAGCUCGCAGACAGAGGACUGCCACUCUAUCCUGCCCACGGUGACUCUGUUGCCAGCUGGUGGAGCAGUGAGUAAUGGCAUCCCUGUUGCAAGACCGAUUGACCACCGAUCAGGACUUGCUGCUGAUGCAGGAAGGCAUGCUGAUGCGCAAGGUGAGGUCCAAAAGCUGGAAGAAGCUGAGAUACUUCAGACUUCAGAACGACGGCAUGACAGUCUGGCAUGCACGGCAGGCCAGGAGCAGUGCCAAGCCCAGCUUCUCAAUCUCUGAUGUGGAGACAGUGCGUAAGGGCCAUGAUUCUGAGUUGCUGCGCAGCCUGGCAGAGGAAUUCCCCCUGGAGCAGGGCUUCACCAUUGUCUUCCAUGGCCGCAGCUCCAACCUGGACUUGGUGGCCAACAGUGUUGAGGAGGCCCAGAUCUGGAUGCGAGGCCUCCAACUGUUGGUGGACCUUGUUACCAGCAUGGACGAACAGGAGCGGCUGGACCAAUGGUUGAGUGACUGGUUCCAGCGUGGAGACAAAAACCAGGAUGGUCGGAUGAGUUUCCAAGAAGUUCAGCGCUUAUUGCACCUGAUGAAUGUGGAAAUGGACCAAGAAUAUGCCUUCAGUCUUUUUCAGGCAGCAGACACGUCCCAGUCUGGGACUCUGGAGGGGGAAGAAUUUGUACAGUUCUAUAAGGCAUUGACUAAGCGUGCUGAGGUGCAGGAACUAUUUGAAAGCUUUUCAGCUGAUGGGCAGAAGUUGACCUUGCUGGAAUUCUUGGAUUUCCUCACAGAGGAGCAGAAAGAAAGAGACUGCACCUCUGACCUUGCUCUGGAACUCAUUGACCGCUAUGAGCCUUCGGACAGUGGCAAACUGCGGCAUGUUUUGAGCCUGGACGGCUUCCUCAGCUACCUCUGCUCUAAGGACGGUGACAUCUUCAACCCAGCCUGCCUCCCUGUCUACCAGGAUAUGACUCAGCCCCUGAGCCACUACUUCAUCAACUCCUCUCAUAACACCUACCUAGUGGGGGACCAGCUUUGUGGCCAGAGCAGCGUCGAGGGAUACAUACGGGCCCUGAAGCGGGGGUGCCGCUGUGUGGAGGUGGAUGUUUGGGAUGGACCUAGCGGGGAACCCAUUGUUUACCACGGACACACCCUGACCUCUCGCAUCCUUUUCAAAGAUGUCUUGGCCACAGUGGCACAGUAUGCUUUCCAGACAUCAGACUACCCAGUCAUCUUGUCCUUGGAGAACCACUGCAGCUGGGAGCAGCAACAGACCAUGGCACACCAUCUGACCGAGAUCCUGGGGGAGCAGCUGCUGAGCACCACCUUGGAUGGGCUGCUGCCCACUCAGCUACCCUCACCUGAGGAGCUUCGGAGGAAGAUACUGGUGAAGGGGAAGAAGUUAGAGACACUUGAGGAAGAUCUCGAGGAAGAGGAAGAGGAAGAGGAGCCAGAGCCUGAGCUGGAAGGAGAGGAGGAGUCAGAAUUGGUGGUGGAACCCCGGUUUGGGACUGAGCCCCAGGAGCUGAGUCCUCGGAGUAAGGAUAAAAAGGAAAAGAAAUCCAGGCCCAUCUUGUGUCCAGCCCUCUCUGCUCUGGUUGUCUACUUGAAGUCUGUCUCAUUUCACAGCUUCACUCAUUCAAAGGAGAACUACCACUUCUAUGAGAUGUCAUCCUUCUCUGAAACCAAGGCAAAGAGGCUCAUCAAGGAAGCUGGCAAUGAAUUUGUGCAGCACAACACCUGGCAGUUAAGCCGUGUGUAUCCCAGUGGCCUGAGGACAGACUCUUCCAACUACAACCCCCGGGAACUCUGGAAUGCAGGCUGCCAGAUGGUGGCUAUGAAUAUGCAGACUGCCGGGCUUGAAAUGGACAUCUGUGAUGGGCUCUUCCACCAGAAUGGCAGCUGUGGCUAUGUGCUAAAGCCAGACUUUCUGUGUGAUGCCCAGAGUUCCUUCCACCCUGAGAGGCCCAUCAGCCCUUUCAAGGCCCAGACCCUUUUAAUCCAGGUGAUCAGUGGUCAGCAACUCCCAAAAGUGGACAAGACCAAAGAGGGGUCCAUUGUGGAUCCACUGGUGAAAGUACAGAUCUUUGGUGUUCGUCCAGAUACAACACGACAAGAGACCAAUCAUGUGGAGAACAAUGGUUUUAAUCCAUACUGGGGACAGACACUAUGCUUUCGGGUCCUGGUGCCUGAACUCACUGUGCUGCGUUUUGUGGUAGAGGAUUAUGACUGGAAGUCUCGAAAUGACUUUAUUGGUCAGUACACCCUGCCUUGGACCUGCAUGCAACAAGGUUACCGCCACAUACACCUGCUCUCCAAGGAUGGCACCAGCCUCCACCCAGCCUCUAUCUUCGUGUAUAUCUGCAUACGGGAAGACCUGGAGGAGGUUGAAUCCUGAGGUGGGCACUUCACGGGAAGGGCAAGUGUGCUGGCUUUAGAUGGUGAGAAAAGCUGAGAAGGAUGUUCUAGAGAGCAAAUGGAGGUGGUGAAAACCAAGCUUUGGAUUGUGCAUUCCUAGGCACAAAACUACCUCAUCCUUCCCAACAAGCAAAUCUGGGACCUGAUUUUUCACCUUUCUCUUCCCUUCCUUUGUUUUCACAGCCUUUGGUAUCUUUCCUGCCCUUUUCCUUUGUGUACUCUAUACUGGAGUUCCCCCCUUCCUCUUGCUGUAGGCUCAAUUCCAUACCCAGAUCUACGACUAAUCUUUCCCAUCAAAUCCGGUGCGAAGGCAGAUUACAACUAGAAAUUUGGAGAGGGAUUUGGAGCAGAGAAACCUAAAGAAGCAUCAUCCCCUCCACCCCUAACUUUUUCAAAGCCCAGAGCCAAGGGAAGGAUAAGUCAAGGCUCAAGUGUCCCUGGGCAAAGGUUAGGGAAGGAGACCUGACCCCAGGAUUGUACUAUGACUCUCAAGAUAACACUGCACAGCGCUAAGAAUCCCCACUGGACUGCUUCUUCUUAGCCCUGCUGGUAUAAAUAGAGUUUCUCUCUCCAAUUUGGC